This is a messenger RNA of Adineta steineri, 5025 nucleotides long. The record is from the annotation of a GenBank genome assembly. Lineage: Eukaryota; Metazoa; Rotifera; Eurotatoria; Adinetida; Adinetidae.
AUGAUUGAUACACGAACACUUAUUAAAGAAUUAAUACAAAAUCACUCAAUCAAAGGCUAUAUAAUUGAUAGUUUGAAAAGAUAUCAUAGUUUAAUGGAUAUUAUUCACAUUUUGCCAUCGUGCAAUCAAAUUGAUUUCACAAAAGUUCCACAACAACAUCAAAAAAUUAUUGAAAUAUUUUCUAAUGUAAUAGAUACAAUAACAAAAUCAGUUUUAUUAAUAACGACAAUUGAGUCAAUGUCAUACGAAAGUCAACGUUAUUUUGGUAAUUUUAUUAAGAAAAAUGAUUUACCUGUACCAUUUGCAUAUUAUAUGUGGAAUAACCAUAUAAAUUCUGUCGAAUAUAAAAUCAAUUUUAAUAUAUUGUCUGAAAUAAUGUGUUUGACAAAUGGUCAAUAUAUUUUACAAAUUGGUAGUAAAUCAGCGAUUGGAAUGGGCAAGACCAGCAUGUUACAAUAUAUCUUUCCUGACAAACGUACGGAAGCAUUGAGUACAGACGGAAGUUCCACUCUUCGAAAUGGAUGUAUUGAUGUACUUUGUUCAUCAGAAGAAAGAAAUCAAAAGGAUGAGUCGCAUACUAUUUUUGAUGUACAUGGAACAAUGAAUAUUUUCAAUGAAGAUAUUAUUACUUCUAUUCAAACAUAUUGUUCACUUCAGCUAUUGUAUGUUACAAAAGAAGAUCUUAAUGGUGUAUUUUUGAAUUCUAUGAUGAAUUACUCAGAAUGCAUAAAAACAAAACCUACUAUUGUUAUCAUUUUCGAUCCAAAUUAUGAUGAUAAACGAAUUGGUCCAGACCAUAUUAUUAAUUCUUUUCAAUCACAAUAUGGACAUUGGAAGAAUAUAAGAUGGAUAACCGCGCCACCUUCCGAACUAUGGUAUCAGCGUGAUCAUAACAAAAAAAAUAAAGAUUUAACACGCUCACAACAGCUUCUCAAAUCAUUUAAAGAAUUAAGAGAAAGUAUAAACACAGAUGUACAAAAGUAUAUUAAGUGUACAUCAAUAUUUUCAAUUCAAUCAUAUUAUCUUACUGUUAAAAAUUCAACAAAUUCUAGUGCACCCGUUCAUUGUCAUUUUGAAAUUGAAGAUCGUCUUAAACAACUAUUUGGUGGUUUAAAUGAAAAAACAGAAAAUCUUCGUAUUACAACUCCAGUUAGUUAUUUGGAUUCUGCAAUAAAACAAUGUGAGAAAGACUCGGUAAAUAAUUGGAAUGCUCCUCAAACAGAAAUACAAAAUCGAAAAAAAAAUCUAAUUCGAGAACGAUCAAGAAUUGCAACUAUCAAUCGUCACACUGCUUUUUUCAUUGAUUUAUUGACGAAAUAUACAUAUACGGAAUUAUUAAUAACUGAAAAAUAUUUAGAGAAAUGGCGAUCACAAUUUGAAUCAACAUUACUUGAACAAUUAAGUAACGCAAAAGCUGAAGCUUCAAAAUUAAUUUCACGAAUUAAACAGAUAGAAGAACAUUUAUCUGCAGAGAAUAUACAAAUGCAACAAGAACUACGUAAUGUUAAAAGCGAAUUUAAUCAACAAUAUAGACUUGUCAAUGAAAUUAAUCAGAAACUAAUGAAUAUUGAUCUAACCAUUGGUCUUUUUUGUGAUGAAAUAAUGGCUUUAUAUGAACUUUCACCGUAUAUAUUUAAGCCUUCAAGUCUCAUAAAAGAUAUUGCUAAAGCAUUUGUCAAUUUAAUGCAGAAAGGCUUUGCAAUUCAUAUACUUCGUGGUCGUCCGUUACACUGUCAUAGUCGAUUGAUAGAAGAAAGUAUAAAAUUUCUUGCAUCAACAACAAUGCAGGAACCGCCAUUAGUUUUAACAGUUAUUGGAGAACAAUCAUCAGCUAAAUCAUCCUUAAUGAAUACAACAUUUGGUUGUAAUUUUCGUGUUAGUGCUGGACGUUGUACAAUUGGAAUGUAUAUGAGUAUUAUUCAUUGGAAAUCCAAAACAAUUGUUAUUUUUGAUACAGAAGGACUUCUUUCAUUAGAAGAAGCUGGUUCUAUAUUUGAUAAUCAAAUGAUUACAAUGGCUGUACUUUCUUCACAUCUUGUUUUAAUUAAUCAUAAAGGUGAAGUUAGUGCGAAUUUAAAAGAUCUUAUUGGUAUGAGUUUUUAUGCAAAAUUAAAUAUCAAAAGUCCAAUAAAACCCAAAUUAUUAUUUAUUUUAAGAGAUCAAGCAGAUCUUUCAUCCAAAAAAACAUUUUUUCGACAAUUGACACAGUUAAAAGAUCAAUUACAGAAUGAUAGUAAAUUUCUUAAAAGAUCAAUUGAUGAUGAACUUGAUAUUAAUAAUGAAAACCUCUAUUUAUUACCAAAUGCAUUUUCACAUGAUACUGAUGCUAUUUCAAAUAUACCAAGAUGUUGGAGAAAUCAAACAUUUCCACAAGAAAUUAUUAAACUUCGACAAAUAAUAUUUAAUAAUAUCACAAGUACUACAAAACCACGAAGAUUCCACCAAUUAAGCAGUACUAUCGCAACGUCAACUGUCGAACCUCAAUCACCUAUGGCAGAAGUAGCAUAUACAGAUAUGACACAAUUAUAUACGAAAAUUUCAAGUAAUUGGGAAGCAAUUGAUCGUUUAGGUCCAAGAUUAUUAGAAUGUAAAACACUCUAUGAACUUUCGAUAUUGCAAGAACUUCAAAUCAUAGCUAAUGAAAUAAUUAAGGCAACAAAUGCAACUGUCUUUCAACAUGGUGAAGGUUUAAUUGAAAAGACAUUAUUAGAAUUUUCAAGAGAUGGUUGUAUCGAUAAAGAACUUGAUGGUAUUAAUAAUAAAUUUAAUCAUCAAUUAACUGGAAUAAUUACGCAAGUCGUUAAUCAAGCACAAAUGGAUUUUAAUGAUAAAACAGAAAGAAGUUGUUAUCUAGCAGAAACAAAAUUAAAAGUUAGCAGAUAUUUAGAACCGGCAAUUCAUUCUGUACAACAUUUAUUAAGAGAAAAUUUUAAAACACGUAUAAUCGAUUUAUUAAAGAAGGCUCGUGUGAAUGAUGCACAAAAACAAUUAUUAGAGUCAGUACAAACAGAAUUCGAUCAACAUAAAAGCUUUGAAUUACACGAACUUAAAUAUCGCCUUGAAACAAAAUUUCGAUCUACGAUAGAACAACACCGCAAGAAUCUUCAAUCAUCAUCAAAAACAGAAACUGAAAUUAUACAGAACAUUCUAAAGUUUUACAAUAAUCAACUGUUGUGUAAACAACAAGAAACAACCCAUGGAAGUAUUUACAAGUUAUUAUUUACCAUACAGGAUGACGCAGAAUUUAGAAAACAUUCCAAAAAAUUUGAAUCUUGUUUGUCAUGGCCUGAACAACAAACACAGCAACAAAGUCCACUCAAAUUUAGUGGUUUAUGGAAAGCUUUCAGAUCAUUGUUUUCAGGAUCAUCAGAGAAAUGUAUCGAUUCUGUAUGGGAAAAGUUAAAAGAUGAGCCAACAUGGAUUACAACUAAUACACAAGUAAACAAGUAUAAGGGAACUUUUGCACAGAUAUGGAAUAAUGUUAUACCAGAAUUUCAAGAUAAUCUUUUAACAUCAAUCAAGGCUACACAAUCUUUGUCAUCAAAUCCAACGACUAUUCAGCAUCUUUUUCAAUACAUCGAAAAUGCAAUGAAUUCUCCAUGUAUAACAAAACAAUAUUGUGUAGAUAAACACAUACUCUGCUCAGAUUUGGCGGUAAUUGGUCUUGAAACUAUAAUUACCGAAGCAAUAGCGAAAGAAAAAUCAGAUUAUGAAUUAAAUUUACAAAAUACAACAAAUGAAAUAAAAGAAUGUCAAGAUAAUUUAUAUAAACAAUAUACAGCGAUGAAAAAUUCCAUUGAAUUAGGACAAACACUUGCUGAAACAAUUGGAAAACAGAUUGUCGAGGAUAUUUGCCGUCUUUUACAACGUAGAAUUGACAAAGACAUAAGAGAAGAUAUUAUAAAAAGUCAAUUUAUUAAUCAUGAAGUUAUACAAAAACAAGCCUAUGAACAAAGUAUAAGUCAAGCAAAUGGUGAGAAUAUUCUUAAAUAUAUUUAUGAUAUCAAUCGAUAUUUCAUUGAAUUGAGUUUCGAAGAAAUAAAAACAACUUUGCAUACUGUAACACAUCAUCAUACAUUAAAAUUUAAAAAUUUAAUUGUUACAGCAAUUAAUACGGCAAAUACAUUUGUUCAAGAACAUGCAUAUGAACAUACUCAUGAAUUAAGAAAUGGGAUACGAAAAGCAAUUCUUGAUAUACCUGAAUUGAAAUCGACAGAAUUAUUGGAAAGAGAAUUAUACUCGAUGUUUGCAUUGAAUAAUGUUAUUCGCAUGACAAUUACAGAGAAGAAACUAUUUAACCAAGGUUUUGAAAAUAUUUGUACGUAUUACAAAGAUAUUGAAAAAACAAUAAACGAUUUGACAAAAAAUAUCAAAACUGAAGCAUUUAACAGUUGUAAACAGAGCAUUGCAUCACGACUUGGUUGCCAAGCUCGAUGUCCAGGAUGUGGUGCUAAAUGUAGUAAAACAGAACCUCACCAAAAAGAAGAGGUUCAAGUUUGGCAAGAUCCUUGUAAAAUUUGUCUACCAAGUGAUUGUACGUGCAAACAUCCUGAACCAAGUGUUGUUGAAACUCAUGAGAGUACAUACCACUUGGCAACUGCAUUUCGUGGAACGCGAUAUCACAAAACACAUACACCGUGUCUUGAAUUGUGUUAUCAGCGUUGGACAACAAUAGGUGUUCAUGCAGGAAAACAGCAUCAACCGAAUAACUUGCAGAAUGAAAAGAGCGAUGAGACUGAUGAUGAGGAUGAAAUUAUAUUUCCAAAAGCUAAAUAUUAUAAUGAAAGACAUCCAUCAUGGUAUAAUAACUUAAAAAAACAAUCAACAGAAGGUAAUGCAUGCAAUGAAAGGAUUCCACCACCUGAUCAAAGACGUGCUUGGAUGGUUGUUCGCCAUGCAAUCGUGGAUCGUUAUAAAAUUUCUAUGAUUGACAACGAAGAAUAUGAUGAUAAGUUAUAUCCAUUAAAUGUCGAAGCUUUACCAGCAGACUUCGAGCCACGAUGGAAAGAUGAAAAUUUUGAAUAA